Peromyscus californicus insignis is the source of this 1449-nucleotide messenger RNA. RefSeq names its product circadian associated repressor of transcription (gene Ciart). Gene Ontology annotation, biological process: negative regulation of DNA-templated transcription; circadian regulation of gene expression. NCBI's taxonomy places the organism in Eukaryota, Metazoa, Chordata, Mammalia, Rodentia, Cricetidae. The record is from RefSeq and is a predicted model, not a curated record. The transcript is spliced from 6 exons. Gene Ontology annotation, cellular component: nucleus. The coding region runs from base 175 to 1332 and encodes 385 amino acids. Gene Ontology annotation, molecular function: RNA polymerase II cis-regulatory region sequence-specific DNA binding.
GAAGACUGACCCGGACCGAGAGAGUGGGCUUGUGAGGCCGCAGAUCUGGGUGUCGAGAGGAAUUGCAUCACCUGGAAGGCGCGACCACAGACUGACCGGCGCAGGGCGCCUGACGUUGCAGGUUCUGAUCUUUGGUACUACGAGAGCUGCUCUUCAGCCCCUGCUCCUGGGCCUAUGGAUUCUCCAUCUAGCAUUUCUUCGUAUUCCUCCUCCUCUCUCUCCUCGUCAUUUUCCACAUCCCCUGUGAACAGUGACUCUGGCUUCCCCUCUGAUAAUGACAGGGAGGGCAAGAGCACCCAGGGGCUCAGGCCAGACGCUGCUGGGCAAAGGGGAGGCUCCCAGCCCAGUCCAGGCCCUAUCCGCUGCAGACAUCGACCCAGGAUUUCUAGUAACCAGCAUACAGCCUCUCAUCUGGAACAGCGAGGAUCUAGGGUCAAAAGAUCAAGAGACGGUGAAUUGGAGACCCGUCUACACACCGGGGGAUGUACCACAGAGGGAGACCUGCUUUUUGCUCAAAAGUGUAAAGAACUCCAAGGGUUCAUACGGCCCCUCACAGACCUACUGAAUGGACUGAAAAUGGGCCGCUUUGACAAAGGGUUGAGUAGCUUCCAGCAGAGUGUGGCCAUGGACCGGAUCCAGCGUAUCGUGGGGGUUUUACAGAAGCCUCAGAUGGGAGAACGGUAUCUAGGGACCUUGCUGCAAGUGGAAGGGAUGUUAAAGACAUGGUUCCCUCAUGUGGCUGCCCAGAAGUCAUCCUUAGGAGGUAGCAGGCAUCAGAUAAGCAAGCACUUUCCACGCCACCAGAGUGACUCGGCUGCUUCCUCCCCUGCACCUCUCAUGGAGAAGCUGGGCCAGACACAACUAGGACCUUUUCUUUUGAAACCAGCACAGCCGUGGCACCCCACAGAAUGGCCAGCGAUGAACCUCACCUGGACUCACAGCACUCCCAUUUGUAACCCUCCCCUCAGCUCCCAAGGCUCCGCCUCUAGCCACAGUUCCUCAGGCUCUGGGGCCAGCAUUGGUGUCAUCCUCGUCCUCCAGAAAGGAGGCCAGCCCUUCACCCACUCUGCCCCAGGCACUCCCAUCCCACCGGCCACACUGUCUCCUGUCACCCCUGGUGAGCUGAAGAAGCCGUCUGGAGAUGGAGAGGGGCCUUGUUGCCACAGUUUGCCAGCAACGGUGCCAUCAGACUGCAGCUGCACCCUCUGUCCCCCUGUCCUCCCUACCACUGUCGGCGAGAUGACGGCAGGACCCCGAGACCCACAGAUGAGCAGCCAUCCUGCAGCUGCCCCAGCCCUCAGCCCUAACCCAGGCUCUGCAACUGUCCUCUGAGCUCCAGUUUGUGUAAAUAUAUGUUUGUGGUUUUGUUUUUGUUUUUUUUUUAACUUUUAAUGUAUUUGUGGUGAGGAAAAAUACAUCCUUUCUGAUUAAAGACAUUUUUUACCUAAA